This is a messenger RNA of Mobula hypostoma (lesser devil ray), 3170 nucleotides long. Its product is annotated as thimet oligopeptidase-like. The record is from RefSeq and is a predicted model, not a curated record. Bases 163 to 2232 code for a protein of 689 amino acids. NCBI's taxonomy places the organism in Eukaryota, Metazoa, Chordata, Chondrichthyes, Myliobatiformes, Myliobatidae. Gene Ontology annotation, biological process: proteolysis; peptide metabolic process. Gene Ontology annotation, cellular component: mitochondrial intermembrane space. The transcript has 12 exons. Gene Ontology annotation, molecular function: metalloendopeptidase activity.
GUAGAGGAGGGACUUGGCAUUGUCGGUUGGAGAGAGUCCACGUUUGAAUUGCACCGGCGUGUUGGUGAUUUGAGUGUGAAGUAUUGGUGCUGGACGUAAUUGGAAUUCCAUCGUGGUAACAAUAUAUAUUGAUAUUGUAUUUAAAUAAAAUAUAAGAUCGGCAUGUCUCCCGUCGGCAAAAUGCUAAUCAGCGGGACAGGAGAGCCCGCAGGCCCGAACCGUCUACGCUGGAAUCUGAGUAAAGAGCAAAUCGAGGAGGAGGCCCAGGCCAUAAUGUGCAGGACGAGACAGGUGUACAAUCGCGUUGGCUUGGUCGACCUGGCCGAGGUGACCUACGAGAAUACGCUGAAGGAACUGGCCGACAUUGAAGUGGAAUACACAGUUCAGCGGAAUAUUCUUGACUUCCCACAACAUGUUUCUCCUUGCAAAGAAGUUCGGGCUGCGAGCACUGAGGCAGAUAAACGGUUAUCUGAAUUUGAUGUGGAGAUGAGCAUGAGAGAAGAUGUUUACCAGAGAAUUGUUGCUCUUCAGGAUAAAUGUCAAGCUGAAGAUCUACGGCCAGAAGCUAGGCGCUACAUGGAAAGACUGUUGAAAUUAGGAAAAAGAAAUGGACUCCAUUUGUGUAAAGAGAAGCAAGAGGAGAUCAAAGCUAUCAAGAAGAAAAUCAGUACUUUAUGCAUAGACUUCAGCAAGAACCUGAAUGAGAAUACCACGUUCCUGGAGUUUACACAGGAUGAACUCGGUGGUCUCCCUGAUGACUUUAUCAGUGGCUUGGAAAAAACAGAAACCGGGAUGCUAAAGGUGACCCUAAAAUAUCCACAUUAUUUUCCUUUAAUGAAGAAGUGCUACAUCCCAGAAACCAGGAGGAAGAUGGAGCAAGCCUUCAACUCCCGUUGUAUGAAGGACAACACAGAUAUCCUUAAGGAAGUGGUGGCACUUCGUAAAAAGAAAUCGGCUCUCCUGAACUUCAAGACGCACUCAGAUUUUGUGCUAGAAAUGAACAUGGCUAAGAACAGCAAGAAUGUCACUGUCUUUCUCGAUGAACUUGCAAGGAAACUAAAACCACUUGCUGAAGAGGAAAGGGCAGUUAUCUUGGACCUGAAGAAGGAAGAAUGUGCAAAGCGACAGCUAGAUUUUGAUGGUAUUAUAAAUGCCUGGGAUCUACGGUACUACAUGAACCAGGUGGAGGAGGUGAAGUAUUGUGUGGACCAGAACCUGCUGAAGGAGUAUUUUCCAAUGGAAGUGGUAACAACUGGCCUGAUGAGUAUCUAUCAGGAACUGCUCGGAUUGACCUUCAAGCUUGUUGAGAAUGAACCUGUAUGGCAUGAGGAUGUUAAAUUGUACUCUGUGAAAGACACAGCAUCUGGAGAGCUGUUGGGACAAUUCUACCUAGAUUUGUAUCCAAGGGAAGGGAAAUAUGGACAUGCUGCCUGUUUUGGACUUCAGCCAGGCUGCUUAUUACCAGAUAAUACAAGGCAAAUCACAGUGGCUGCUAUGGUUGCAAACUUCACUAAGCCAACUCCUAGUGCUCCAUCUUUACUUCAGCACGAUGAGGUUGAAACCUACUUCCAUGAGUUUGGUCAUGUGAUGCAUCAAAUCUGCUCCCAGGCUGAAUUUGCCAUGUUCAGUGGAACACAUGUUGAGCGAGAUUUUGUGGAGGCUCCCUCUCAGAUGUUGGAGAACUGGGUUUGGGAAAAGGAGCCCUUACUCCGGAUGUCUAGGCACUACAAGAAUGGGAGUAUAAUCCCACAAGCUCUUCUGGACAAGCUCAUUAAAUCCAGACUAGCUAACGCUGGCCUCUUCAACUUAAGACAAAUAAUUUUGGCAAAAGUUGAUCAGUCACUGCACACAAGCUCCAAUACAGAAAUUGAUGCCAAGGAAGAGUAUGCCAGAUUAUGUAAAGAGAUACUGUGUGUUCCAGCAUCACCAGAAACUAAUAUGCCAGCCACAUUUGGACACCUAGUUGGGGGAUACGAUGCCCAGUAUUACGGUUACCUCUGGAGUGAGGUCUACUCAAUGGAUAUGUUCUACACCCGAUUUCGACAGGAAGGCAUCAUGAGCUCAAAAGUUGGAAUAGAUUAUCGGAAUUGUAUUCUUAAACCGGGUGGUUCAAUGGAUGCUGAGGACAUGCUGAGAUGUUUUUUGGGCCGUGAGCCUAAACAAGAAGCUUUUCUUCUGAGCAAAGGGCUGAGAGUAGAUAUAGAGAAACAGUCUGCACCUUCAGCCUGUUGAGAUUGUCUCACUGUACAUCAUGUACAUCUUCCACCAUGGCACAGUAGAUGAACUGCUCUCCAGAUGGAUUUUUUUUCAUAUAUGUGUUGUUCAACUGCAACCUGCUAAUGGGUUAACCAGAAUUUGCUGAGUUCUAGCAAAACCCUUCUAAUGAAACAAGAUAUUUUAAAACUUGUGAGGGAAAAAAAAUUCAAUUGUAAUCGCUCCAUAGAGAAAGGAGAACCAAACACGAGCCCUUUUCUCAUAAAUGAACUCCUCACCGCAAUCUCUUCUUGUUUACCUAGAAAGAGUAAAAUUGUCUGAAGCUGUUGCUCUAGAUCAGUGACACUAGUUCAAUUAUGUGAGGGUAUUUCCCAAAAAGUUAGACUAAUCUUAGAUGGAUUGAGCUGCAGAGUAAUAGGGUAGUUUGCCAUUUUUCACUACCUAACACAUGAUGUGUACCCAGUUCAAAACUUCAGGAAUCAAUUGCCACCUUCUAGAGAAGAUGUUAAUAAUUUUCGUCAUUCAAAAAGAAAACAAAUCAAUUAUGUGAUUUGAUCAGAGUAUAAAUCUUAUUACAAUAGAGAGGAAAUGUUGAUGGCAAUGUGCUUUUUUUUUUUGCACAAAAUAUAUCUGGUGAUUGUCUACAGUAAUUGGCACAAAAAUCAGGAAAUUUUUCUAUUUGAGCUUAGUUGAGCUCAACCAAUGUGACUUUAGUGGGUUUUCUCAUUUGAUUUAAGGAAAGAUGGAGAGAUGUGGGGGCGCCCUUGCUCUCCAAAGUUGUCCAACAACCUUAUUUGAAGAUUUGUUCCAUGAGUGAUGAGAGAAGUACGUCUGCCAUAUGUGGAAUUUUACCUGAGGAUAACAAAAGUAGAACAUUAAAGGAUGAAUAUAAUAUUGUUUUAUGGUGCAUUAGAUUCUUUUUCACUUUGGUCCCAGUGUAUCUGGUGCUGGAAUAC